This is a messenger RNA of Pollicipes pollicipes, 1887 nucleotides long. Its product is annotated as alpha-ketoglutarate-dependent dioxygenase alkB homolog 4. Gene Ontology annotation, molecular function: demethylase activity; oxidoreductase activity. Gene Ontology annotation, biological process: demethylation. The record is from RefSeq and is a predicted model, not a curated record. The transcript has 3 exons. Lineage: Eukaryota; Metazoa; Arthropoda; Thecostraca; Pollicipedomorpha; Pollicipedidae. The coding region runs from base 209 to 1108 and encodes 299 amino acids.
AUGUGUGGUUCAACCACAGAUCAUUGCCUGCUGAUAGCAGUAAUGUGUGUUGUCCAUACUGCAUUCUAGCAGGUGAAAUAGGAAGGAAGAUUGUGCGAGGGCAAUUGACGCUGCUUUAUCCUGCUAGAUAUUCGCGCGAGGGGUCCCGGCCCACGUGCGUGUGUGGAGUGUUGUAUGCGGAAGCUGCGGUUCCGCUUGUGGUCGCAAGAUGGCUCUGAACAUCCCUGGAUGCGGCUGCAAGGCUCAGAACACGUGCCUUCAGUGCGAGCCGUUCUCGGCGGCCGCCUACAAGCCAUUCGUCACGCCGUCUGACGGGCCGAGCUACGUGUUCUGUCCACUGUGCCGGCUGGCCUGGCCCGGCUGGGCGGGCGACUCGUGGCGCGCGCACCCGCACCACGCCGGCCGGUCGCUGCGCUUCCCCGGCGUGCACAUCGUGCCUGACCUGCUGACCGCCGACGAGGAGCAGCAGCUGAUGGCCGACAUCGACGCCCUGCCCUGGGACGCGUCGCAGAGCGGCCGCCGCAAGCAGAACUUCGGGCCGAAGACGAACUUCAACCGGCGCAAGCUGAAGAUGGGCGCGUUCCGCGGCUUCCCUGAGUUCGGCCGCUGGGUGCAGGCGCGGCUGGCGCGCGAGCCGGUGCUGCGUGGCUACCAGACGAUCGAGCAGUGCUCUCUGGAGUACCGGCCGCAGGAGGGCGCCUGUAUCGCGCCACACAUCGACGACUGCUGGGUGUGGGGCGAGCGCGUCGUGACUGUCAGUCUGCUGAAGGACUCCGUGCUCACCAUGGUGAAGUACCAGGGCGGCGAGGACCGCUACAACCUGCGCGACCGGCCGCCGCCACGGGCGGCAGGGCUGGAGCGGCCGCCGACUGUGCGGCUUCCGAUGCCCCGCCGCUCGCUGCUCGUUCUCGAGGGCGCCGCGCGCUACGAAUGGCUGCACGGUAUCCUCCGUGAGGACGUCACCGAGCGGCGCGUGUGUCUGGCGCUGCGCGAGUUCACGCCAGCGUUUCUGCCCGGAGGCCAGCACGAAGCGCUCGGGGCUGAAGUCAUCGCGCAGGCGCAGAACUUCUGGACCGUGCCGCCGGCCGCCGCCGACGCGGCCGCAUGAUGGCGCUGCGAGCGGUGGAGGCAGGCUUAGGCGGCGUCGGAAUCACCUGCUAGGCUGUCUAGCGCGGGGUGGGUUGAAAACUGGCUGUUUCGUAGAUUUCCGCUGAAGCGGAUUAACGUACACUUGGUAUUAUUUGCAACGUUACGUUCAGCCAUCGGAAGUUGUACUUUGGUGAUGUUACAGGAUGGCAGUCGAAUUCUAUAGCCCUGAUGUGGGCUGAGUUUGUGGUGCAAUGGAGGAGUCCGUCAGACAUGUGAGGAGCAGGACAGCGUGCUGCUCAGAUAGUCGGCUGCACUGGCCGUCGACAUUUGAUGAUAUGGCUGCCGUCUCAUGCGUUUGCAAUGCACGUGACAACAAUCGGAGCGCGGCGUAUCUGUAAACCGAGAGGCUCACGUGCCGUUUGAACAUUGUUCACCCCGCUGCAUAUCAAGACUUCUACGAAGCGCGGGAUGAUUCAUGUUUUGCGAUGGCCUAAAUAAACGUUUUAGCAGCCUAUUAUCAUGAUUAUGCGUGUGCGCGCAUGCCGACCAGAUCUGGCGCGGAAGUUUCGUGUUUUGUGGUGUACACUGGGCGUAGCAUGGCCUGCAAAGCUCGGCCUGGGACUUAUCGAAAUUGAUUUCAAGAAAUAGUGUAUGUUGUGCCUUAAUGGCGCAUUGUUUGUGUACGCGCUACCUGUAAAAACGUGAAGGUUAGUUGGAGUUAACGGACGUGUUUGCUACUACCUUAUAGGCUCGCCAAGGACAAGGAAUGCCGUAUUUUUUGUUGAAAAAUAAAUGUCU